AUGGGAAACUUGGGCAGUUUGGUCCAACCACCGCCAACUCAACACAGCCAGCCCCCGCAUCGCGACAAUGAGCCCUGGAGGCCGAGAGUUGACAAGAUGUCCGCCUUGCACUUGCUUCGUUCCCGUGAAACACCGGUUGGACUCAUGCCUGAGCUGGUCAACGCCACUAUCGGCAACAAGUUGCCAAGCGCGCGUGAGCUCACCAUGCUUCUUGCAUCGUUCGCGAGGCGAGCAUUGUGGCGGUCGGCGGUCGUUCUGCUUUCUCAAGCACGCGAUGUCGUGGAUAUGCCAGCUUUGGGCGCUGCUUUGGCUGCUUGCGAGAGGGGCAGCCAGUGGCACAUUGCCGCGGCUCUGUUGGAGGAUUUCCACUUGCAGCUCCUUGCGCCUGAUGAUGGGGCAGCUGCAUCUGUUCUCUCAGCAUGCGGCAAGGCAGGUCGCUGGCCAGCAGCAUGCCAGCUGUUUGAGACUCUUAUCAGGACCAAAGACAGAGGUCACCGAGAAGAGGCCUGCUGGUGUCCCGAGUGGUCGCGAACUGGAACAUCCGCCGUCACGGCAUACGGCUGCAACCACGAAUGGCGCAAGGCAAUCCAUGUGUUGGAGGACCUCCGCUCUAACGCCCUGCAAGUGAAUGCAGCCCCGUUCAAUGCUGCGAUACGGGCAUUGUCUGCUGAAUCCGGAGCAAGGCGCCGGACCAGGGAGCGAUGGCAGAUGGCAUUGAUUACGGCAGAGGAGCUCAUGCUCUUCGGUCCGGAGCCGGACUCUAUCACGCUGAACACAGCGGUGAGUACCUGUGCAUCCGCAAGCGCCUGGCAAGCAGCAGUUUCCAGCAUCAAAGUCGCGCAGCGCUGGUUGGACGUUAUGCCAGACUCCAUAAGUUUAAAUACUGCGAUGUCUGCAUGCGAGCGUGCGCAGGAGUGGGAGCACAGUCUUGCGUUGUUUUACUGCGAGAUGCCGCGGUUGCGCAUCGAGCCAACGUUGGUGUCGUUCAACGCUGCAAUCAGCACUUGUGCUGCUGCCGGCCUGUGGCAGGCCGCGGUGUCGCUACGGUGUCCUGAGCACUAUCGUUUGGGAGCUCUGCAGAGCCCAGGCGAGAAAGACGUGGUAAUCAACUACGCGCUGAUCCUAGCACAGGCACCUGCUUUUUACAAAUGCGCCGGUGUCUACAGUCUGGUGAUCUUUGUCUUCUACGCAGCUUUCCAGGUGCUUCUAUGCGUGUUGGUUCACUGCUCCGGGGUUUCAGUAGUGUGGUGCGCAAUGCUCGGGUACUGCCUCAGAGUGGUGCUUAGAAAGGACACCCCGGACAAGGAUGUUCAGAUGAUUUGGGCCGUGGCCAUAUCGGCCUUGCUGGACGUGAUUGCGCUCGUCUAUUAUGCCGUGUCCGCUCCGUGGUUGACCACGUUGGCGCACGCGUGUGCCCUCGGUAUGGGUGCUUUGACGUCCUUCCUCCGACCCAGACCAACGUCUGCCCGGGCAUCGGCAUUGCUUUGGCCAGCUUCGUCUGAGCACACCACUGGCCAUCUAGAGCGAGGUUGA
Molecule: messenger RNA, 1533 nt
Organism: Symbiodinium sp. CCMP2456
Lineage: Eukaryota; Dinophyceae; Suessiales; Symbiodiniaceae
Source: the annotation of a GenBank genome assembly